Molecule: messenger RNA, 2476 nt
Organism: Gossypium raimondii (Peruvian cotton)
Lineage: Eukaryota; Viridiplantae; Streptophyta; Magnoliopsida; Malvales; Malvaceae
Product: auxilin-related protein 2
Exons: 9
Coding region: 384-2060 (558 amino acids)
Biological process (GO): clathrin-dependent endocytosis; clathrin coat disassembly
Cellular component (GO): intracellular membrane-bounded organelle; vesicle; cytoplasm
Molecular function (GO): clathrin binding
Source: RefSeq, a predicted model, not a curated record
CGGCAGAUAUGAUGGCCCAUCACUCAGCUAAGAAAGAGAGGGGAAGAAUCGGAGAGAAAAGACCUUUUCUUCGUCUUCCUCUGAAAAUUUUCAUCUCCCUCUGUUGAAUUUCGCCAUUUUUGUGUCUUUCAUCGUUUCUUGUUUUGCAUCCUAACCCUCUCUUUGUUUCUCUCAUUCUCAGAUAAAAUUUUCUGCCCUCAAAAUGAUAAAAUUUCAUUGAAAACCCGAUUUUAUAUUGUUUUUUUCUUCCUUUUUUUGCCCAAAGCAAGUCUUCAAUCUCGGAUUCCUAGAUCUGUUGGAAUUCAUUUCUGGGAAAUACCCAUAUAUUUGAUUUACACAGAAGAUAUCUAUCCAUUUGGUUUUUUGAUAAAGCGUGUGAAAUUAUGGACGAAUUUGGCGUUUUAACAGAGCGUUACGGCUUAAAACCGCAAGGAAAAUCGGUUCCGAUGUCGCAGGGCAAACGAUCCACCGCCACCGCCGCUGCUACCGCAACCACCGACUGGGGUUUCGGGUUCGAUUCAGGCUCGAACCGAAACCCCAUGUCGUUCUCUUCAAAAUCCUCGCGGAACUCGGGUCCCAAUAGCGGUUCUUUGCUCGACGAUCACGACUUUUUCCCCAAGCAAAACUCCCGUAAUUUUUUUGGUUUGGGCGACGAUUUUGGUGGUUUUCAAAACGCCACGACGAAGCAAUCUAAUACAAGUAAUAAUAACAGUAGUAGUAACGGAUCAUCUUUCGAUUUGGCUUCAAUGUUAUUGAAUUCAGGCUCAAUAUCUUCAUAUGCGAAUUCGUACGUUGUUGAUGAUUUAUUUGGAGGAACGACCGUCUCACAAAAUGCAAAUAACGAUGAUGAUUUUGGAUCCUUCGUCUCUUCCACCAAGCAAAAGGGUUCUGCCGGUGACUUGCUGGGUGAUUUUAGUGGCGUGGCGGCGAAAUUGAAGAGUUCUAGCAGGAAUGGAUCGUGGGAUUCGGCGAAUAAUGAGGCUGGUGUUGAUGAUUUGAUACCCGGGUUCGGUGCAAGCAGCCCUUCAGUUAAUAGGACUAAUGUUAAGACAACCAAGUCAACCAGAUCAUCAGAGGAACCUUUUGUUGUAUUAGACUCUGAUUUCGGCACAGAAUAUAAUUUCUCAGAAACGCCCACGGAUCCACUGGGAGAAUUCAGCGUUCUUAAUCGAUCUGGAGGAACAAAGCUUCGUGGUUCUUCAAAUGCUUCACAAUCAUUUAGGUCUCCUCCAAAACCAGCACAAGUUUCUAAAGAAGAGAAAGCCAAGAGUUCUGGUGCAUCUCUGAUAGAUGAACUUGAGGACUUUGCCAUGGGGAGAGCGCACAAUAAGUCUAGUAGACCUAAAGAAGCUGAAGAUGCUACGAAAAAGACUCAAUCAAAUGGAGAAGAUGACCUGGAAUCCUUUUUUGGUGUGAGUUCCAGAUCAAAUAGUGCACCAAAGACAAGGGCAACUACUUUGGACCCUAUAUUUGAUAAAAAUAUGCACAACAGACAGCAAAAGACAUCUGCAGGUGCACCAUCCACUGCAAAGAAGGCUUCUCCUGUCACUAUGAUGAAUGGAAUGGAUGACCUCUCUUUUAUUUUUGGAGCUGCCUCAAUGUCUGGAGAAUUUGAGGAAGUUGCUGGGGAAAGUGAAGAAAGACGAAGGGCCAGAUUGGGACGUCAUCAAAGGACCCAGGACAGAGUGGCAAGAGCAGUUGCUGAUAUGAAUCAGCGUGAUCGUCAAUCACAGAAUGAGCAAGAAGAGAGAUAUAGGAUUGCUGAAGCUAUGGAUUUUGAGAUAAAACGCUGGGCUGCAGGGAAGGAAGGCAAUAUGCGUGCACUGCUUUCAUCAAUGGAACAGGUACUUUGGCCUGAAUGUGGUUGGGAGCCAGUUUCAUUGACUGAUUUGAUUACCUCUGGCUCAGUCAAAAAAGUUUAUAGAAAGGCCACAUUAUGUGUCCACCCUGAUAAGGUUCAGCAGAAAGGUGCCACUCUUGAACAGAAAUAUAUUGCUGAAAAGGUUUUCGAUAUUCUCAAGGAAGCUUGGAACAAGUUCAACAAGGAAGAACUUUAUUAAAACCUGUAAAGUAUAAAUAGCUCAUUUGAAGAAUCGAGCUAUUUUUAUUUGGGAAUGGUUCCUUCUUGAAACAGAAGGUGCAAGAACAGCCGUAGCAGUGUUAUGGGUUCGCAAUGAUGACACGGUCCAAACUCACGGGAACUUUUAUCAAGGAAUGAGGCGAUUUGGUAAGGAGUAAAUUUUUUUUGUUUUCGUGUAUGACUGUAAAUUAAUAUACGUUAAUCAGGAAGCAAGUAGAUUUCGCCAUAUGUUUCAUUUAUUUUUGCUUUGAUAGACUUCUCUUCUCUCUCUCUCUCUCUCUAUAUAUAUAUAUAUAUAAAAUAUAAGAAAAUCGUCUUUGUUGUAAUUUCAGAUCAAUUGUAUUAAUUAUCAUUUUCUUUGUUGAAUAAAUUUAAUGCCGAGCGUUUGAAUUUGAA